Rubroshorea leprosula is the source of this 1299-nucleotide messenger RNA. The record is from the annotation of a GenBank genome assembly. Lineage: Eukaryota; Viridiplantae; Streptophyta; Magnoliopsida; Malvales; Dipterocarpaceae.
ACGCUACACUGAAAGUUUCUAACUGCAAAAUAAAAACUACCAGUUCUCAGCCCUGCGUUUUCUCACCCUCCAGAGAGCUGCCAGGGUUCUGAUUGGUUUCCGCUGGAAGAGCCACAUCCGUCGAGGACUAGUCUUUGAAUUCUGAAUUGCGCUCGCCAGAUAAUUUAAUGGUGUCAUCUUCUGCAAAAUCUGAAAUUUUGGGUGAGGGUGAGACUGAACCUUUUGUGGACAGAUUCAGCAGUCUUCCGGACAAGAUAGCCCAUCACAUUCUUGAUUUUCUCGAUGUGGUAGACCUUUCUCAGUUGAUGUUAGUCUCCAAAAGAUGGAAAACUAAAAAACGGAAGAGGGAGAGAGUGAAGAAGAAGGUGGACCAUAACAAAGAAUUAUUUUAUCGAGUUCAUGAAUACUUCAUGAAAACCGUCUCUUGUUGUGACACUGAGUCUCUCCAUCUGGGUCUCAUGUCACCAGAGCUUAAGCCUCAAUGGCUUCAUCCUUUGUUCUUUGAUAUCACUAACAAUUUGAAGGAGCUUACUGUGCGUACUAACAAUUGCAGUCUUGGCUUUUUUGAGAUAAGUUUUGAAACGUUCCCCAAGUUAGAAAAGCUAACCUUGCUGUUUAGUAAACUUAAGGAUAGCGAAAUUUCCUGGGUGGUUUUUCAUCUCCCUUCGCUCAAGGCAUUGUGCCUUCAUUGCUGCACUGGGUUAAAGAAGCUCAUUCUUAGAAGCAAACCUGCAUUUGGAAUUGUUUCAUCUCAACUCAAAGAGUUUGUGUGGCAUGGUUUGCCUCUGGGAUAUUAUUUUGCUGACCGGUCUGUCCAUCUACAAAAUGCUGAAACCCAUCUCUUGCUACCUACUAAACGGUUACAAUGGGAGUUAUCUGAUGCUUCCACGGGCUUACUGGAUGAUGUUAUUGAUCAGUUAAAGAUGACCAAAACUGUGACGUUCCACGCCAACACUAUCCGGAUAUGUAUUUUCCAUAUGAAUGACUGCUUGUCGUCUCCAUUAAGCAAAGUAGAGAAUCUCGCUAUCGCAUAUUGCACUUUAGCUGAUACACUAGUGCCUCCAAUUGCUUUCUUUUUGCAAGGAAUGCUUGAUUUGAAGUCUUUGUCUAUAACAUCACGUGUUCCAAGAAAACAGGUGGAAGAAGUCGUGGAAAGUUUUGGGCCAUCCAUGGAGGGGUUGAAAGGGUUCAAUAUGGAAUACUGGGAAGCUCAAGGUCUUAAGUUUGUUCCUCAGCUGCAAAAGGCAACCAUCGAAGUAUGGAAUCGAGCAUCUUGGAGCAGAUAAAGGAAUACAAAAG